AUGGAUUCAUUUAACAUUCAUGGCAUUAAAGUCGAGAAGGUUAACACGAUCUUUAGGUACGACAAGCGUCAAAUGAUCACCAUCCUGCUUAGAUUCAUGGAGCUGUGUGUUAUCUUGAUCCUUCUCUCCAGAAGUUCCAUUCAACUGCCUUUUGCUUUCAAACUGUCUGAUGAAUACUUCAGGGGACUAUUUAUCACCUUAAUUAGUCCCCGGUUCGUGUUUGUAAUUGGAAACGCGAUAAUCGUCAUUCUGUUCAUGAAAUCGGGACAGUUAUCAACCAAAGAUGGUGAAAAACACAGCAAGAUUGGUGUAUAUGAUGAGUACAUGGAGAACUGUCGAAAGAAAAACAUUGAGAACCAAAAACCGACAAACAACAUCACUUGUUGUGAUCACAAGAAGAGGAAGAUACACAGGAGUCAAUCAGAGAAAAUGGAAAGGAUGCACUGCGAGGAUCCUCACUGGGAAUUAAGGCGGUCGAUGACAGAAAGGUGCCAGAAAAGUGUAAAUUGCGUUAAGAAACCGGGGGGUUCUUCAUGUGCCAAGGAUAAAAUGAGUAGUGAAGAGUUUCGGCGCACUGUUGAGGACUUCAUCGCUCGGCAACAGAGGUCUCUAAGGGAAGGAUAA
Molecule: messenger RNA, 624 nt
Organism: Fraxinus pennsylvanica
Lineage: Eukaryota; Viridiplantae; Streptophyta; Magnoliopsida; Lamiales; Oleaceae
Source: the annotation of a GenBank genome assembly